AUGUUGCAAACAGUCUGUGUGAGUCCUGAACUGCUGGUCAAUCAAAACAUCAGUGAAAAUGAAAUCUGUGGCUUUAGUGGCCAGGGAUCUCCACUGCCUGGAGAAACUGCCAGUCCCAAAAGCUAUUUUCAACAGAGCCCAUCGUUACCAGACUCUGGAUUAACUGAAUUUAAUGUUGCAAGUCCCAAGAUCUACCCUCUGUCUUCACGUCAGCCACCAGAGAUGUCUGCUCCCACUGACUCUGGCCUGAGCUCUGCUCCCCCUCAGAAACGCUACAUGGGUGUGAGAGUAAAGAUGCCAGUCCGGGAAUUACUGAGGAAAAUCCGGCUUUCCAGAGGCCUGGACCCAGCUGACAGCAAGGAAGCUUCAUUAAUGAAAAUGGUAACCAGAGGAUCCUCAGGAAAAACAGAAAAGAGAAGAGUUCACCCUUAUACAGAGAAACAGCUUAGACAGAGCAAGCAGAGCGUCGGGCAAACGCUGAAAGGCUUAGAGGACCUUGAUAUCCUGGUGGAGGUGCUGCAGGAAGACCUGAACAAAAGCCAGCUGAAGAAGGAGUCUGUGCACCCCGUGCCCGGUGGCUUUGGGCAGGGCUUCUCCACAGAUCUCCAAGCCUCUCGCUGGGAAACUGGAGGGGGCAAGCAGGGGGCUGGUGGGCUGCAGGAAAGACGCCACAGCUGCCCCAGGUUGCAUUCCUGCUGCUGCUUGAAAGAUUUUAACUCAGCAUUGAGGGGAGAGGCAGAGACUUCUUUGUAUGAGGAGCAGAAAAACAUCCAAGAGUCCAACUUGCCAGGAACAUUCUCGAGGACAAGUGAGAGUAGCUGGUGGACACAGGACGCAUGCACAAGUAGGCAGAAAGAUUUCCCGAGGCGUUCUCCACACUUGAGCCCAUCAGGAGGCUGUUCAGAGGUACUUCUGGAAGCUCACACAGGCUCUACAGACACCGAGGGACAUUUGAAGUCCACCCCAAUUUCUUUCACACACCAGGAUCUCUCUGCCAUCUCUUUCUUCCAGUUCCAGCUACGCAGGGAAGAAAGUUUCCUGAGGAACAUCCCAGCGGACAAACUGCUUGCACCCGAUGAACACGGCAACAGGCUGCUGCACAAGGCUGUUGCUCAGGGCAGAAGAGCUCUGACUUAUGCACUUGCACAGAGAUUUGCAACCCUCAAUAAGAUCAACGAGAAGGAUGCAGAGAAAAGGACUGCAUUACAUCUUGCUGCAGAAAAGAACCAACAUCUGAUGGUGAGUGACCUGAUAUCCCUGGGAGCCAAUGUCAAUGAACAGGACAGUUUGGGGAAAACUCCACUCCACCUGUGUGCAGAGAAUGGAUACUUGAGAGUCCUAGAGGUUUUGAAAAAUUGCAAAAACAACGGGGUGUGUGUGGAAGUGAAUCUGACUGAUCAUUAUGGUUUAACACCUCUGCACUGUGCUGCCCUGGCCCACACUGUCCUGGUCAUGGAAUCUCAAAAAACUCACGUGGACACUGAGAUGGGAAGGCUCCUCAGACUACGUAAAGAUCAGAUUCUGGAGGGAAUUAACUGCCUCUUACAAAUGGGAGGAAAGCCAGAGCUGCAGGUCCUAAAUUCAUGUCAAAAUAACACUACCUAUUUAAAAAUUGAGGAGAACACAGAACUCAUGUGUUUGCUUCAGCCUCAUAAACCUAAGGGACAGAACAUUCUUCAAGAGAGUUACAGUUUGCUGGAUGCUCCAAGGACACCACCCAGACCCUCAUCAUCAGAUAACUUUUCUGAACUUUUUUCCAUGCCAUCUUGA
Molecule: messenger RNA, 1770 nt
Organism: Apus apus (common swift)
Lineage: Eukaryota; Metazoa; Chordata; Aves; Apodiformes; Apodidae
Exons: 11
Coding region: 1-1770 (589 amino acids)
Biological process (GO): regulation of gene expression
Cellular component (GO): nucleus
Molecular function (GO): DNA binding; POU domain binding
Source: RefSeq, a predicted model, not a curated record